Morus notabilis is the source of this 1422-nucleotide messenger RNA. RefSeq lists its product as uncharacterized. The transcript has a single exon. The record is from RefSeq and is a predicted model, not a curated record. Gene Ontology annotation, molecular function: nucleic acid binding; zinc ion binding. The coding region runs from base 1 to 1422 and encodes 473 amino acids. Lineage: Eukaryota; Viridiplantae; Streptophyta; Magnoliopsida; Rosales; Moraceae.
AUGAAUCGUUAUCGAAACGAAUUAGGGAGAUUCGCAGUAAGACCGGAGAACCCUAGUGAAGUUUCUUCCCACACGUCUAGUCCUCCCUCGACCCCAGCCUCAUUAGCAGUUGCAAAUCCGUUUGUAAUGGCUCAAAACGAGGAGGUCCAGCAGAAAACGUUGAACGAUUAUCUCCAUCCUACGCGUACGGCCACACCAUCAUGCAUAAUGUUUCCCCCAAAUAUGCCGAAUUUAGAUUUCAAGCUAGGCAUGAUCCAACUCCUGCCGACCUUUCACGGGUUAGAAAGCGAGAAUCCAUACGUUCAUAUUAGGGAGUUUGAAGAAGUAGUGGCCACUUUUCACAACCGAGCUGAAGCCGUGGACUCUGUGCGAUUGAAAUUCUUUCCUUUCUCUUUGAAGGAAAAGGCUAAAAGCUGGUUGUAUUCUUUACGACCUAGGUCUAUUGGAAGUUGGGAAGAAAUGACGACAUCAUUUUUUAACAAGUAUUUCCCUCACCAUAAGACCAAUGGUCUGAAACGACAAAUCUCGACCUUUACCCAAAAGGACAAUGAAACUCUGUAUCAAGUUUGGGAACGGUUCAAGGAUCUGUUAAAUCAGUGUCCUCACCAUGGUUACGAGAGUUGGCGCCUCGUCAGUUAUUUCUACGAAGGACUCACGAUUCGAGAGCGCCAAUUUGUGGAGAUGAUGUGCAAUGGUGAAUUUCUCCAAAAGGAUCCCGAGGAGGCUUUUGAGUAUCUCAACGAGUUAGCCGAAAAAGCCCACACUUGGACCAGACCUAGUGCUACUGACAGCACCAAUAGGUCCCGACCGGUUGGAAUCUAUCAAUUAAGGGAGGAGGACAACCUCAAAGCCCAAGUCGAAUCUUUGACAAGGCAAAUCGAGGCCCUCAAAGGCAAAGAAGGUAGAGGACUCCACACGGUCGCAAGGGCAGAGACACAUGAGCCAUGCUUUGUCUGUGGUGGGGUGGAACAUCUAGCUAAGGAUUGUCCUACUUAUGGUGAAAUGAUAGGGGUUUAUGAGGAGCAAUGCAAUGUCUUAGGGGCAUACAACAAACCCUUCUCUAACACAUACAAUCCUGGCUGGAGGAACCAUCCAAACUUCAGUUGGAGAGAUUCCAACCAAGCACAACCAUCAGGAGGACAAUGGAGAACUGAGCAACAACCGCAACCACCAAAUGUGUAUUAUGCACCUCAAUACAAUUCGCAUCAGCCAAGGAGUUCUCUUGAGAACACCUUGCAAUCUUUCAUGAAGGUGCAGAGUAAGACGAAUCAGAAGUUUGAAUCACUAUUCAUGCAAAUGGUGGAAGAAAGUAAAGAAAUGAAGAGUCAAAUCACGAAUCUGACUGGAGCUUUGGCUGUUCAAGAACGCGGCAAGUUCCCUUCACAAGCUCAAUCAAACCCAAAGGGUCAACAUAUGGCGUAA